This is a messenger RNA of Pelmatolapia mariae (spotted tilapia), 883 nucleotides long. RefSeq names its product melanocortin-2 receptor accessory protein 2A-like. The coding region runs from base 97 to 804 and encodes 235 amino acids. Gene Ontology annotation, molecular function: type 3 melanocortin receptor binding; type 1 melanocortin receptor binding; type 4 melanocortin receptor binding. Gene Ontology annotation, biological process: protein localization to plasma membrane; regulation of adenylate cyclase-activating G protein-coupled receptor signaling pathway. NCBI's taxonomy places the organism in Eukaryota, Metazoa, Chordata, Actinopteri, Cichliformes, Cichlidae. The record is from RefSeq and is a predicted model, not a curated record. Gene Ontology annotation, cellular component: plasma membrane; endoplasmic reticulum. The transcript has 4 exons.
GUAAGGGUGAUGCGCACUGAGAAGCCCCCCAAAAGGCUGUUGCUUCGCUUACAGGACUCACACGAGGAUGGAUAGAGUUUUUGCGUAACGGUUGAAAUGUCCGACUUCCACAACCGGAGCCAAACCAGCGCACGUCGCAGUGACUAUGUGUGGCAGUAUGAAUAUUAUGACGACGAAGAGCCCGUGUCGUUCGAGGGACUCAAAGCGCACAGAUACUCCAUCGUCAUCGGCUUUUGGGUUGGACUCGCUGUGUUCGUGAUUUUCAUGUUCUUUGUUCUCACUCUGCUCACAAAGACAGGAGCGCCACAUCAAGAUAACCCAGACUCGGCUGAAAAGCGUCAUCGACCGGGAAGCUGUCUGGUAGACAUUGAUGGUCACCAGGAUGAAAAUGACAAAGCCUUCUCACGUCCGUUGCUAGCAGGAUCCCGUUCAUAUUUUAAUUUCUACAUCAAUGAGGAAGACAAGGGUCACGGGAAGCAAAAAGUAGAAGAAAAGAGAGCUGGAAAGCACACCGGGGCCCGAGCCGAGCAGGGAACCUUCAACCGGAACAGAGGUGUCAGCUCCUCUGGGAUGGACGAGAUGGAAGAAGACAUUGAGGAGGCUGGGGUCCACCAACAGCUUACUGGACUAAUAGAACAGAGCAAGACAGACAGAGAGUGCACCUUUCUUUCUCACUUCAACAUCCCCAACUUUGUCAACUUGGAUCACAGUUCAACUCUUGGAGAGGAUGAUCUGCUAUAUGAGCCCUCAGUCAUACUAGAGCGUCAGUCUAAAUCUCACGAUGCUCACUUUGACAUCCACUAAGGCUCAUCCUGCAGAUAAGCAUGGUUAUAGUGGUAUCGUAACACCAUUUGCUUUUUCAGAGGGUCAUUUAUGAACUGAC